Molecule: messenger RNA, 735 nt
Organism: Ceratotherium simum simum (southern white rhinoceros)
Lineage: Eukaryota; Metazoa; Chordata; Mammalia; Perissodactyla; Rhinocerotidae
Source: RefSeq, a predicted model, not a curated record
UACGCCUCCCCGGCGAGCGCCACAGAGCCCAGCCAAGCGAGCGCGGCGCGAUGGACGGCCGAGUGCAGCUGAUUAAGGCCCUCCUGGCCCUGCCACUCCGGCCUCAGACGCGUCGGUGGAGGAACCCGAUUCCCUUCCCCGAGACGUUCGACGGCGAUACCGACCGGCUCCCGGAGUUUAUCGUGCAGACGGGCGCCUACAUGUUAGUGGACGAGACCCUGUUCUCCAGCGAUGCCCUGAAGGUGACGUUCCUCAUCACCCGUCUCACGGGGCCGGCCCUGCAGUGGGUGAUCCCCUACAUCAGGAAGAAGAGCCCCCUCCUCAAUGAUUACCGGGGCUUCCUGGCCGAGAUGAAGCGGGUCUUUGGAUGGGUGGAGGACGAGGACUUCUAGGCCGGGAGACCCUCGGGCUGGGGGCGGGUGGCCGGGGAUGGUCCCUUGCGCCAGUGGCCGCCGCCCAGAUCGCUACAGGCGUCCUCCCGCCCCGCCUCCCCCUCUCUUACCUUCGAGUCGCCGCGAUCUCCCCCGCGCUCCUGUCCCCUCCCGCGUAGUGCUUGCCUUUGUUCCAGGAAUAGCGCUCCAGGUUCCCGCUGCUGCCGCUGGGCCUCGCUCUGGAGCGCGCUGCCGCCCUCUCUGGCCUGCCCGGCCCCUCCCGUGCACACUUGGCUCUGCCUGCGCUCCAGCUGCAAGCUGGGCUCUGGUUACACACUGGACAGACCACUCACAGUCCGCCCCC